AUGUAUAAACGAAACUAUAUAUCUAAAAAUUUUAAUAACAGCCUUAGGUAUAACCAUGGAGCAUCUAAUCGCCAAACAUCUUCACAUAGAGGACGCUCGUUCCGAGGGAGAUCGCAGCGCGGUUGGAACUCGCCUGCAUCGCGAGGCCAAGGCCAGCGCGGAACUUACAAUCGAGCGGAAGAAGGAGAAGACGUAGAUGGUAGUGAUUCAGGGCCCUCGUCAACUUUGCAAACACCAAAACCACCAACUUCCCGUCGUCGUCCUGCUAAAGAUAUAGCGGAACGGCAGAUGUCUUCAGCUUUUGGGCAGUUAACCAAUAUGUUAGCCAAAAGGCAAAAAGAAUCUCAACCGCCACUAAAGGAAGAAGAUGACUGCGAACUAUAUGGAAAAUUAUUAACCCAAAAGUUGCGAGAAUUGCCUUCUGAUGACAGAAAACUGAUGAUGUAUGACAUUGAUACUUUAUUUGUUAAUAGAAUUAAAGAAAAACAGAGGUGUCAAGCCAUAUCUUCCUAUCACUCAGUCCCAUACCAAAUGCGCAUUACUUCACCAAUGCCAAACCGGCCGUCAACCUCUCAAACAUCCUAUUUCGAACCUUUUCCAAAUACAUCCCCUUAUCUAAACCGUCCAUCGCCUUCCCAGACGUCGUACUCUGAACCAACGAUUUUACACCAACCAUCCACUUUCCAAAUGUCACAUUGUGAAACCUUACCAGUUAAAUCGCCAGCAGAAAACGAAAUCGAGUUCUCAAAGCAUUCAAUCGCA
This is a messenger RNA of Brenthis ino (lesser marbled fritillary), 762 nucleotides long. The record is from the annotation of a GenBank genome assembly. NCBI's taxonomy places the organism in Eukaryota, Metazoa, Arthropoda, Insecta, Lepidoptera, Nymphalidae.